Coffea eugenioides is the source of this 1197-nucleotide messenger RNA. RefSeq lists its product as uncharacterized. The coding region runs from base 1 to 1197 and encodes 398 amino acids. NCBI's taxonomy places the organism in Eukaryota, Viridiplantae, Streptophyta, Magnoliopsida, Gentianales, Rubiaceae. The transcript has 5 exons. The record is from RefSeq and is a predicted model, not a curated record.
AUGGAACAUGGAGCUAUUUCUCAAGUUGAAGAAGAUGCUUGGUGGUCGGCAUUAAAAAUGAUCUCUGGAGACAAAUUUCCAGAAGACCCUUCGUCUCAGAGCGUGGCCACGCCAGAAAAGGUAGACGUUACCGAAAGCCAGACCCCGGUCCACGUGAACCCGAAGCGUGGGAUCAGAACUCUUGAGACAAAGCUUUGCUCCAGGCUUUUGUUCAAGACGCUUCAACUUGCUUUAGUUGCAGUUUCUAGAGAAGUAGUUUCUGUUCACCAAUUCUUCUCCAAUUUAGUUUUCAUUAUCAACAUUGUUACUGCAUCUAACAAACGUAAUGAUGAAUUAAAGGAGGCUCAAGCAAUUGAAGUUGCUACUAAGAUUGCUAAUGGUGAACUUGAAACUGGAAGGGAGCUUAAUCAAAUUGGCACUUUAAAACGAACUGGAGAUACUCGUUGGGGUUCUCAUUUGGAUUCUAUUUCUAGUUUACUGAAAAUGUUCAAUGCUACUUGUGUGGUUUUAAGUAACAUUGCAGUAGAUGGAGCAUUACAACAUAAAUCUCAAGAUAUUUUGAAUGCAAUGCAUCUUGUCUCAAGCACAACAAAGCUACUGAAGACUUUUCGAGAUUCGGGAUGGGAUGAUUUCUUGGUGAAAGUUAAAUUAUUUUGUGAGCAACAUCAAAUUGAUAUCCCAUGUAUGAAUGCUCAAUAUAUUGCAAGACGUGGUAGAUCUCGAAGUCAUCAUGAUGAGAUUAGUGUGGGGCAUUAUUAUCGAGUGGAUAUAUUUCUUGCAACAAUUGAUUAUCAAUUGCAAGAGUUACAUAGCAGGUUUAAGGAUCAUACCGUGGAAUUGCUUAUUUUGAGCACUGCUUUAGAUCCUAGAAAUGGAUUUAUGCUGUUCAAGAUUGAUGAUAUUUGUAAACUUGCAGAGAAGUUCUAUCCAAAUGAGUUUAUGGAGCAAGAACUAGUACGUCUAAGAAUAGAACUUCAACAUUUUGAGCUCGACAUUCCAAAUCAUCCUGAAUUGCAAGAAUUAUCUGGUAUUAAUGAGUUAUGUCAAGGCUUGGUGAAGACAAGAAAAUCAGUGAUAUAUCAUGUUAUUGAUAGAUUGAUUCGACUUGUUCUUACUCUUCCUGUAUCAACUGCAACUUCAGAGCGGAAAAGAAUAAAAGAAAGGAAGAAAGCUCUUGCUAAUAUUCUUUAUGAAUAA